AUGGGAAACCUCGUUUGGCACGAAUACGCUCGCUUCGUCUCCAUCGCCGCCAACUGCUAUGCGAUGUGGGCCGCGUUUUGGGGCAUCUACUACCGCAAGUUCUUCUGGGACUUCCUUCACGGUAUCGUUCGUGCCCCGGGUGGUAUUCAGCCCGCCGCGAGCGACAGCAUCUUUAUCUCGAUCAUCGUCAAGGCUCCCGUCGUCCAGCUCCUCUCCUUCGUGCUGGCGUUCGUCAUCCUUUCUCUUGAACGACCGCUGCCAUUCUUGAAGGACUCUUCCAUCCAUCGGAGCUUCCCCAUUCGGAUCGUUUUGUUGUUGUUGCAGACCUUCCUCGGGAUGUUGUUUUAUCAGCUCCCCGCGAGCUUCGAGGCCGCGCGGGCGGCGGGCGACCUCCACUUCUUCCCCUCCACCGUGCACACCCACGCCGAGGACGGGAUCGACUUCGAGAUCCGGCUGUGCCCCGCGCUGCAGAAAAAGCCGGCCGCACCCGCACCCGAGUUCGACGCGGUCGAGGACGCGAGCCCGGCCAAGGCGCCGCAAGACCCGUUCGCGCCCCCGUACACCCCGGGCCUCUUCCUGGGCGAGGUCAAGGACGAGUUCGAGGGCCGCGAGUACGUCGUCUUGUUCAACAAGUACUCCGUCGUACCCCACCACUUCCUCAUCGUGACCAAAGAGUUCCAGUCGCAGACCGCGCCGCUGUUCCCCGCGGACCUCGUCCAAGUCUACCUCUUCCUCGUCGCCGCCAAGAAGGCGGGCCGCACCUUCUUCGCGUUCUACAACUGCGGCGACCUGAGCGGCGCGAGCCAGCCCCACAAGCACGUCCAGAUCCUCCCCCUCGACGACCCCGACGGCCCGCCCGUCGAGAAGCUCGCGCGCGAAGCCAAAACCGACCGCGAAGACCAGCCCUUCAGCCUCCCGCUCCCAUACGCGAACCACGUCCGCCGCCUGCCCGCCUCCCUCCCGCGCGCCGCGCCGGAAGCGCUCGAGCCCGCGCUCGCCGCGGCGUCCAUGGCCGUGCUCGACCUCGCGAUCCAGACCGUGCGCCACGCGCCCGCGCACCCGCGCGGCCCGCCGUCGUACAACGUGCUGCUCACGCUCGAGCACGUGCACUGCGUGCCGCGCGCGCGCGAGUGCGCCGCGCUCGCGCUCGCGCCUGGUGGCGACGCGCUCCCCGUGAACGCGCUCGGGUUCGCGGGGAUGCUGCUCGUCAAGGGCGAGCGCGAGAUGGACGCGGUGGUCGCGCGGGGGGUGCGGAGCGUGCUGGCCGAGAGCCCGAACAUGCCGAGCCGAGCCGGGGUCGACGAGGCGAGCUUGGUGCAGAACCGAGGGGCGAAGAGCCGAGAACUUGCAUGCCCCGCGGGCGUCCAGAACGUCGAAGCACGAGGAAUCGGGGCGAGCGAACCGGAGGCGGAGACCCGAGACGUCGAGGACUUGACGAACACAUCACACUGA
Molecule: messenger RNA, 1452 nt
Organism: Epithele typhae
Lineage: Eukaryota; Fungi; Basidiomycota; Agaricomycetes; Polyporales; Epitheliaceae
Exons: 10
Coding region: 1-1452 (483 amino acids)
Biological process (GO): nucleotide metabolic process
Molecular function (GO): ATP binding; ATP:ADP adenylyltransferase activity
Source: RefSeq, a predicted model, not a curated record